GCUACAUAGGUCGUCACGCUAUGUAAUCGCGGGCACAUCAUUCUACCUUGAAUGCAGCUACUUCCAUUUCUGCAGAAAUAUAUGGAAAAUGGCAAUGCUGUUUGAGGAAGAUCUCUUUGAACAGACAGGACAGUAUGAACCACUCACAACUCGUCUACGUAAUAUACUCCGUGAGUACAAAGACGGCGUCGGUAUUUUUAAAGAAUUGAUUCAAAAUGCAGACGAUGCUGGAGCUACUAAAGUCAAGUUUUUGGUGGACUGGAGAAAAGGAAGAACGAGGAGUCUUUUCUCCCCUGGCAUGGCUGAAUGCCAAGGACCGGCAUUGUGGGCUUACAACGACGCUGUUUUCACUGACGAUGAUUUUGAAAACAUCAACAAGCUUGCAGGAGAAACGAAAGUCGAGGAUAUUUCAAAGAUUGGUAGGUUUGGUCUUGGUUUCAACGCCGUCUAUCACCUCACAGACGUUCCAAGUUUCAUCAGCCGAGAACACUUGGUGGUAUUUGAUCCGAACACUCACCAUUUAGAAGAACGUCACAUUAAGGACAGAUCCCGUCCUGGAAUCCACAUCAAUCUUUCCGAGAAACCAGAGUCCCUAACACGUUACCAGGAUCAGUUUCAGCCAUACAAUGGCGUCUUUGGUUGCAACACAACGGAAACACGUCAUGAAUUCUACUACGACGGAACAUUAUUCCGUUUCCCUUUCCGCACGGCCGCCCAAGCAAGAACCAGUGAUAUCAUCAAAUCCCCAUAUGGUCGAGACAAGAUUCAAGCUAUUGUUCGUAGCAUUUGUGAAUGCGCCUCGAAUCUUUUAAUCUUCUCCCAACAUGUAAAAGAGGUAGAAAUCUUUAAAUUGGAUGGAUUAGACGAACCAGACGAAAUGCGAUUGGUGCUCUCUGUGAAGAAACCAAGUGUUAAGGUUGUCAGUCAGGAAGGCGUGAAAAGCAAAAAACCGUUUAUCAAACAGUGUUCCAAAUGGUGGAAAAAAUACCGUGAAUCUCAAAAGUCCUGUAGUGAAUUCCCAUCAAGUUGUGAACUUGUUAACAUUGUUACUACAAAGGAGCAAUCGGAAUUAAGCCGAUGUGAACGUCGAUACAGAAGUGAUCAAACUUGGCUUGUAGUUUCAACAAGUGGGACUAAGGAUUGCCUCAAAAUUGCUCGCUCACAAGAAGGGAAAGCUCGUGGUUUCUUGCCCUGUGGUGGGGCAGCGUUCGUCGUUUCUUCUAAUCAGAAUUCCAACCCAGAUCUUUCUGGGGAACUGUUCUGUUUUCUUCCAUUGUCUAUUACGACUGGGCUUCCUGUGCAUGUCAACGGCUUUUUUGCCAUCAUGUCUAAUCGCGUUGAAAUUUGGAAACGAUCGACUACAGGAAACCAACCCGUCGAGGUGAAGUGGAACGAAGCACUGAUGGAGGAUGCAUUAGCCAGAGCUUAUAUCAUGCUUCUUGAAAACAUGAAAGAUUGGAUCGGUAAGAUUAAGGAUUACGAAUUUUACAGUCUGUGGCCAAGCAGUGACACCGUUGAUAUGAAAUCUUGGGAGAAGCUAGUUCAGAAAAUCUGCAGUGUAUUGUUGGAUCCAAAAACGAAGUUAUUUUACAGCGAUGGACACUGGAUGAGUAUAAACGACGGUCUCAUAUUGAGCGAUGAUUUUACGGGAAUCUACAAGAAAGCAGUGAAAGUAUUAACAUCACUAGGGAUACAUGUUAUAUACCUACCUCCUAAGAUAUUCAAGACUCUAGCGAAAUUCGACCAAGGUGGCAUCCUACAACGACGUACUUUGUCGUUCACCCAGUUUAUGAAGUCUUACUUUUUUGUAAACAUCAGAACGCUAUCUCGUUCCCGAAGAGAUGCUAUCGUUUGCUUCGGUUUGGAUCGAAUUAUGAAAGAAGAUGAACCACUUUCCAGCCACUGUCUCCACGAAAUUGACCUUUUCAAAGCAAAUACCUGUAUUUCUGUAUCAGAAAAAGAAGAAACCCUAUCGAGGCCUACUCAACUUAUCCACCCGUUCAGUGCUGCGGCGGGGUUGUUUUCCGAGCAAGAUCACCGUUUUCCUGUUGGACAUGGCCUGCGUACUGAAAACAGAUUGUAUGUUUUAGAAACACUUGGUAUGGUGAAGGAUCUUGAUUGGGCCGGAAUCCACGAAAGAGCUCAGUCGGUUGCCAAAACUAGAGAUCUCGAACGGUGUCGAAAGUUAAUAAUCUACAUUAACAAGCGAAUAGAUGAACUACCGUUAAAUCUACAUCGAAGUUUUCUUCAACAUGUGAAGUUUUUGCCAGUGUCGAACAAACCAGUUGAAACAUAUCUUCUACCUUGGAGAGGAUCAAUGACUUUGCCUUCACUACAGCUUUUUUCGUCAAGCGAAAUUUUCCUACCGAAGGAUGCCAAGCUUAUCGGAUCGUCCUGUCUUAUUGUAAACACAUCUAAGAAAAGCGGUUGUGGGAAGCUGAGUGAACAAGUGAAAAAGCUCCUGGGAUUUUCAAGCCGUCGUCCCGAAGAUAAUCAAAUAGAUGUACAAAAUCCCGCCGUGAAGGAUUACAUUGGUGAGAUUCCACUUCCGGACACUGAUAGCAUUCUCCGACGAAGCAAAGAUAUCGUGGUCAACCUGUGUUUAUGGCUUGAAGAUCCGGAAGAUAAUAUAAAGGUCCACGAGAAAGUACCACCGCAAACAGCCUAUGCUCUGGGCGCAAAAUCUUUGAAGAAUCGUAUACUGGAUGAUUACGCACUACCCAUUCGCUAUGGUGAGUCGUUUGAACAACAUGAAGAGCUAACCGACCGACUAAGCGGAAUUCUUGAUGGAUAUCCUGCUGACGGAAUUUUGAAGGAACUUUUGCAAAAUGCUGACGAUGCUAAAGCCUCGGAGAUACACUUUAUACACGACACUCGAUCUCUUGAACGUGAAAGAGUGGUGACAAAGUUAGAAACGUCGGCGGAAAUACAAGGUCCAGCACUUUGUGUGUACAAUGACAGACCAUUUAAGGAGAAAGAUCUCGAUGGGAUUAGAAAUCUUGGUAAAGGAAGCAAGCGAAAUACUCCAGAAAUGACGGGGAAAUAUGGAAUUGGGUUCAAUUGUGUUUACCACCUUACCGACUGUCCCAGCUUUUUAUCCAACGACGACACCCUUGUGUUUCUCGAUCCUCAUUCCCGAUAUUUUGAUCAUGAUCGUGGAAAGAUAUUCCAGUCGAUGGAUGCCAGAUUUCGAGAUAUAUACUCGAGUACACUCGACGGAUAUCUUGCUGACCAUUUCAAAUUAGAAGGUUGCACAAUGUUUCGUUUCCCAUUGAGAAGAAAACGAAAUGAAUCCGAGAUUUCUGCUGAGUCGCCGGACAUGGAAAAACUUUUCCAGACCUUCCAAAAGGAAGCCCAAAAGUCGUUGUUGUUUUUAAAUCAUGUUAAGAAGAUAACAUUUUCGAAAAUUCAUAACAACAAGCUCAAAAAAAUUUAUCGGACUGAGUCCAAUAUUGCUCCAGAAGAUGAAUUAAAGCGAAGAGAGCUAGCACGAAAAAUUGUGGAUCUUCACGACUGUUCAACAGCAGAAAUUGGAUGGAAAGAAAUUAGUUACACAAUGACGAUUAAGGAAAACAAGAAGAAAGUCGGGAAAUGGUUGAUACAGAAGUGUAUUGGAUCAGAUACUCAAGCCUCUGAAAUUUAUGAUCGAGAACACGGGAAAGUCCCAAAUGGUCUGACGCUCGGUCUACUUCCACGCGGUGGCUUGGCAGCCCCUAUAUGGACUCUUUCAUCGUCUUCUGAUAAGGGUGAAUCAUCUUCCGACGAAGUAGAAACAUCUUCUGAAUCAGAACUGUCAUUCAUCGACGUAGACGAAUCAUCUUUCGACAAGGAAGAAUCGUCGUCCAACGAAGAAAGAUCAUCUUCGGACAAGGAAGAUUUAUACUGGGACAAUGAAGAAUCAGCAUCUGACGAAGAGAAGGAAGAAAUGUCCGAAUCGGAGGAAUCAUUCUAUGACAUAUCCGAAUCGUCUUUGAACAAGGAAGAAUCAUCUUCGGACAGAGAAUUGGAAACAUUCUCCGACCAGGAAGAAUUCUCCUCCACGAGGGAAGAAGCAAUGCGUGGCAUAGUGUAUUGCUUCUUGCCUCUCCCAGAGAACUACACUGGCCUACCAAUUCAUAUCAAUGGUCAUUUCGCUUUGGAUAGCACAAGACGUGGUCUUUGGACCGAAACUGAUGGGAAAGGAGGAAAAUGUGAAUGGAAUGACUUCAUGAAAAGCUGUGUGUUAGCUCCUGCUUACGCAGCUUUGAUCUUAGAAGCUCGUAAUCAUCUGUGUGAUGAUAAGAAUGACAGCCAACUAUCACGUUACCAUAAUUUGUUCCCGAGGGUUUCGAGCGAUUCUCCGUGGGAAGUCCUUACUACUGGAUUGUAUCGUUAUCUUGGACACACAAGUGCAAAAGUGUUGCCAUUGCUUGUUCCAACUGAGUCGGGAAAUGAUGCAAGUUGUGUCUUCGGCCAUGAGAUAUCGGUAAACGGUGAUACCGAAGAACCCAAUCCUCAAAGUUUUGCAUGUAAAAGUUGGCUCUCAGUUGACGAAGGAUAUUUCAAGGAGUCUACUGAAUUGAAGAAUGACUUUUUGCAUCUGUUAUUAAGAAUUGGACUGCCCGUGUUGCUGCGCGCUCCAAACCGAAUAUACCGCAGUCUUGCAUCUGCUGGGAUAAGUUCGAAUCGGAUCAGACCUGCAAGCGUAAUUAGUUUCCUAAGAGAAUUUAAAUCACAAAGAUCCACUUGUGUGAUUGGAAAUCUUCCGAAAAAAUUAGAAACCACCCCAGUUAACAGUAUCGCUGAAUUGUCUGAGUUGGUAGAGUAUUGCCGGGAAGAUGACAAUUUUGACCAAAGACUAUCAGGCUUGCCUCUUCUUCUAACACAAGAUGGCUACCUUCGAGUUUUUCGACCAAACCAGCCUGUAUUUCUUUCAGAAUUUGGGGACCUUUUUCCAACUCAGGCGCACUUAUUUGUUCAUGCUGAAAUUGUCUGUCAAUUCCCGCGAAGCACUACCAAAGCAGAAGAGAAUGUUAUCCGAAAUUUUACAGUUGAAAACUUGGCUGGACUACUUCCGGGUGUGUUCACAAACAAUGUCUUAAAAGCUGUUGAAGAUGAUGGAACACAGGCACUCUUAGCUGGAAGAAUACCAUUAAAAAAGUGGCUUAAACGGUUUUGGGACUUCUUGCAAAACUACGCCAGGCCUCAGCCCGGUGAGGAUUCGGUCAGAUUAGAUUGCCUAUCGAAAUGGCCGGUGGUUCCGACGACUUGUGGAAAGCUUGUGACGCUUCAAGACGCAAAAUAUAUUUUGGAUAUGCCCGUUCUAAGGAAUGACGAAUCUGCUGAAAAAGAGAAAGUUCGCACGUUCUUGACUGAGCUGGAAUGUCCAGUACUAAACAAAAAGAUUACCCUUCGGAAAAAAGUUUUCAGGAAUACAGAAAACAUUGGUGCCAUAACUGAUUCUUAUGUUGCUCACCCUCAUAACGCGGAGGAUGUCUUGGUUGUGCUUUGCCACAUGUUGAAGUCAAACGAACUCGACAUUUCAAAAGUUUACGAAGACGAUAUUCGUAGCUUUCUUCGGUUUGUGCAAGAUAACUACAAAAGGUCAGGGAAUUUGGAAAAAUGCAGGGAAAUGGUAAAGGAUUUGCCGUUUCAUAAAGCUUUGGAUGGAAAUUUUGUACGCUUGCUUGGUCACUUCUCCACUUAUGUCCUCGUUCCUCCUGGUGUCCCAACACAACAGCUAGGUGCACUUCAAAAUCGAACUGAAUGUCUUUUCCUGAGCUCAGACGCAUUAUCCACACUCAAGGAACUUUACACAGAUCUUCGCGUUAGAGGCGGUCACAAUGUCACACAAUUUUACGUGGAGUUUGUCUUUCAAUAUUUCAAAAUUUUCACCAGAGAAAGUCAAAUAAAACAUUUAGAAUACAUCAAUGAGGAAGUAUUUCCGUCAUUGCCACAAGGUAAAUCAUCUUACAAGACCAUAUUCUUGAAGACUAUGAAAGAAACUCCUUGUAUUCCUGACGAGAAUGGGCACCUCUAUUUUGCAUCUGACCUCUUCUGCCAACACAACGACGUGUUUAAAGCAAUGUUUGCAGACGAUCUCAAGAAAUUUCCUCCGCCGCCAUUCAAUGAUGCAACUUGGUCACAACUACUUCGCGAGAUCGGAUUGCAAGUUGAGGUUACACCUCAGUUAUUUCUCCAAUUUUGUAGAACGGUGGCCAUGAAUGGACGUUCUUUUAGUAACCGACAAAGCCGCUUUCAAUCCGAAAAACUUGUGAAGUGUCUAUUUUCAAGAAAAGCCUUGCAAAAAGAAAAAUUCCUUUCCAAGGUAUCGCAAAUCAAGUUUAUUACCUCAGCCAAAGUGGCAGAUGAACUAGCCUUAAUUCACGAGCAGUACCAGUGUCCACAAAACAGCUAUCCACCUUUCAUCGCGUUCCGUGAUGCUGUUCCGUGGGAUCGCAGACUCAUAUCAUGGACUACUGUUCCACUUCUUCCAGACUGGGCGCAACCAAUCGAUGUCACAAAGUUUAACAACCUUGGUAUUGCUUAUUCUGGACCAGAAUAUAUCAAAGUACUCGAUCAUCUGCAAAACAUAGUCAACUCACCUUGCCUCGAAUCAGUUGAUGGUGAACGUUUAAAGGAAAUCACGAAACUGAUUUACCAGUUCCUGUCUGGUACCAUGCAAUACUGCGGUCGUAACCCAGAUGACAGAUGCGCUGAAGUUUGUUUAGAUAUUGGUCGUCGCCUGAAAGGUAGUUCAUGCAUAUUUUUGCAGGAAGGUAAAACGUUCGUGAAAGCAGAACAGCUGGUGUUCAGGAUUUCUGAAUCAUACCCUUUGCAGCCAUUUCUUUACCCCGUACCAAUUGAAUUUGGAGAAUUACAGCACUUUCUUAAACGGCUCGGUGCAACUGUGAAACCAACACCGCUGCAGGUUGCACACGUUUUGACAUCCAUUCGCGAACAGAUCGGAGAAGGAACGCUCUCUUCUGACCUGGACAACAAAGUGCGGUUUGCGAUGCGUCUUAUUUUUAAUUUACUAGAAAAAGGCGGAAAUGUUGAUGGCAUCGAUGUCUUGUAUUUGCCAAAUGAAAGUCAACAACUUUUAAAGUCCUCUGAAAUGAUUUACGAAGUUUCGCCACGUUACACGGAUAUCAGAAAUAGCCUUCAAUCUCAGAUUCUGUUGCGAUUCACAGAGUGUGCCCUUAAAAAGCCCCCUGAUUGCUAUAUUAAUGCACUUCCACAGCAUUUGAUUCCCACGAAGUUCUCUGAUAUAAUCCAGGAAAGAAUCGCCCUAGAGAGCAAGCUUUCCAUAUGUCCUGAAGCUCGAGGUGGUGUCAUAUGCAAAUUUCAAGAACAAUUUCAGAAUCUGAUUCGAUCUGAUGAAUUUCAGGAUGGGCUUAAGCGCUUACUAGUCCACGAUCAACAAAAGCCACAGGAAUUUGAGCAAAGAAUAAAAAAACUUCAAACGGAAGUCGAGAUAAAGUGUGCAGGAUUCGAUUGCAUAAAAGUUCAUGUGAUUCUUCGUGAUGCAGAUGAUGUCUUUAUGAAUUUAGAGGAGAGUUGUUAUGCCGUUCAGGAAAAAGGGAAAUGGGCAUUGUACAUGCAACACAAAUUGAAAGGUGACGGAGGACUGACUUUUACUGCCACUUGUGUUAACCAGAUUCUUGGAGAUUGCAUUCAAAAGGAAAAGGGAUUAAUUGCAAUGCUCCACUGCUCAUUGCCAAGCGAAAUAUCAAAAGCUUUGGAUAAACUUGGUAUUACUUGCAGUACAUCCAAAAGCGCUGAUGACAUCCCAGACUCGGACGAUGAAAUGUUAUUGGACUCUGGGAGUGAUGAUGAUGGUCAUGGGAGCAAAAGUCAUGUAGAAGCGAAUGGUGAACGUCUGAGGACUGGCAGGGGUAAAAAGCGUAGUGCUAAGUCUCAUGGGGGAUAUAGUAUUGGUCCCAGUUCACGUGGUGGUCGUCGAGGUCGUACGGGUGAAGAUUCCAGGACCGAAGACCACACUGAAGAUGAGAAAUUUUUUGAAAAAGAACCUGGUGAGGCUAAGCGAUGGCUGCGUCAAUCAGAGAGUGACUUGGGCGGUGCGAGGUGGCUCCUCCGAUGUGGUACUCCUUAUAAUGCCAUUGCUUGUUUCCAGAGCCAUCAAGUGGUGGAGAAAUGCUUGAAAGCCUUGCUAUUUCACCACUGUGGCAUCUCUGGAAAAUUGCUACGCUCUCACGAUGUGGAGGAUUUAGCAAUCAAAUUCACCGAAGAAACAGGUCUAAUGGAUGAGACUGCCAUGGAAUCGGUGGAACGAUUUUCCAACUAUUACUUGAAUACUCGUUAUCCUAAUCGUCACCCGUUUGACGUCGCCCCGUGUGAGGCUUUCAGCGACGAUGAAGCAGAGACGGCCGUGGAAGAAGCAUCCAAACUGUUUGACUUUGCUGACAAUGAAUUGAAUAACAACGAGAAUGGUUAGCGCAGAUUGUAAUUUUGUGCAUAUCUAAUUUUUUAGCGAGGUGAAGAUAAGGCGUUUAGCGAGGCGUUUUGCUUGUCUGUGUGUCCAAUUCUAUGCAGGUUGUUUUAAGUACCAAUUUUAGUAUUAAUCAAUACUACAAUAUAAUAAUAGUACAGGGGCAGGGAACCGAUAUAAUCUUUAAGUGGGAUUGGCACCGGUUGCCGUUAAAAUGCUUGCUACAAAUUGGUACAAGACAAAUUUAUUGAAACAAGAAACUUGUUGUCCUCCCUCCCCCCUGUGCCAAUUCUGUUGUGGUAACGUGUGUUACUAGUAAUUCAG
This is a messenger RNA of Dendronephthya gigantea, 8755 nucleotides long. Its product is annotated as sacsin-like. NCBI's taxonomy places the organism in Eukaryota, Metazoa, Cnidaria, Anthozoa, Malacalcyonacea, Nephtheidae. The record is from RefSeq and is a predicted model, not a curated record. The transcript is spliced from 4 exons. Bases 89 to 8437 code for a protein of 2782 amino acids. Gene Ontology annotation, molecular function: Hsp70 protein binding.